This is a messenger RNA of Alexandromys fortis (reed vole), 2385 nucleotides long. RefSeq names its product zinc finger protein 133 (gene Znf133). Lineage: Eukaryota; Metazoa; Chordata; Mammalia; Rodentia; Cricetidae. The record is from RefSeq and is a predicted model, not a curated record. Gene Ontology annotation, biological process: regulation of DNA-templated transcription.
UGUAGUCCCGACGCCUGCUGGGGGGGUCGCUCCCCCAGCUGGUGGCUGGAGCAGCCCCUUAUUCUUUGGUGGCGUCGGUCCGUUCCUAAUGCCUUUAAGGAAGAAGCAGUGCACAGCCCUGCUUCUUGAAGCCCUGGAGCUUGAAGAUUUCCAAGGACUUUCCUGAACCUUUGUUGUUGUUUGUUUGUUUGUUUGUUGUUGCUGUGCGUCCUGGGACCCCUGGCUGCCUACAGUGCCUCCUGCUGGGAAGAAUACUUUUGGGUUCCUGACUGCCCAGCUUCAGGUACCUGGCUUCGGGGCAAGCAGGGCUGUUCUGUGUUACAGGUACACAUGGCAUUCAGAGAUGUGGCUGUGGAUUUCUCUCAGGAGGAGUGGCGCCUGCUGAGCCCUGCUCAGAGGUCCCUGUACAGAGAGGUGAUGUUGGAGAACUACAGCAACCUGGUGUCUCUGGGAAUUCCAGUUUCAAAACCGAAACUUAUCACCCAGCUGGAGCAAGGGAAAGAAACAUGGCAAGAAGAGAGGAAAUGCCCACAGGCAGCUGCAGCACAGGCAAAGCUGGAACUCUGCCCUGGUCCUGUCUGCCCCCCGGAUCUCACCAAUCAGAAACUCCCUGUGCAGUGUGUGCUGAGUGAUUGUGCACCGUGGAUCUUUACAUGCCUGUGUGCAAAAUGUCACGCCAAUGCAGGAGACGCCUGCCAUGGGGCCCAGGAGACGCAGCAGCGAGCCUCUGAUAGGAGCUCCUGCAGCGAUAAAUCAGAAGGUGGAGAGAGAGGUGCCAGGCCUUCAUUUAGAAGGACAAAGAAAAGGACAAAGAAAAGGAGUUUGGGGACCCUCUCCAGGCCGUCCCUAAAGCAGCCAGUCAGCUUUCGGAAUGGUAUCAGACGGGUAGGGAUGGCGACCAGCCCAGCACAAGCUGGGUGCACUGAAGAACCCGAAAAGUUGUUGAAGCGAAUAGAAAUCUUGGGGUUUGGAACGGUCAGCUGUGGAGAGUGUGGGCUGGGCUUCUGCAAGAUGACAAACCUGCUUAGUUACCAGAGGAUCCAUUCAGGGGAGAAGCCGUAUGUGUGUGGGGUGUGUGAGAAGGGCUUCAGCCUAAAGAAGAGCCUUGCCAGACACCAGAAGGCGCACUCUGGGGAAAAACCCAUCGUGUGCAGAGAGUGUGGGCGAGGCUUUAGCCAGAAGUCAAACCUCAUCAUCCAUCGGCGGACACACUCAGGGGAGAAGCCUUACGUGUGCAGGGAGUGUGGCAAAGGCUUUAGCCAGAAGUCAGCUGUUGUGAGACACCAGAGGACUCACUUAGAGGAGAAGACCAUCGUGUGCAGUGACUGCGGCCUUGGCUUCAGCGACAGGUCCAACCUCAUCUCCCACCAGCGGACGCACUCAGGGGCGAAGCCUUAUGUUUGUAAGGAGUGCGGGCGGUGCUUCAGACAGGGGACAACCCUUGUCAAUCAUCAGAGGACUCACUCAAAGGAGAAGCCUUACGUGUGUGGUGUGUGUGGGCACAGCUUUAGCCAGAAUUCAACUCUCAUCUCCCACAAGAGGACACAUACCGGGGAGAAGCCAUACGUGUGUGGGGUAUGUGGACGAGGCUUCAGUUUAAAGUCCCACCUCAACAGACACCAGCACAUCCACUCAGGGGAGAAGCCCAUCGUGUGCAAGGAUUGUGGGCGAGGCUUCAGCCAGCAGUCGAACCUCGUCAGGCACCUGAGGACACACUCUGGGGAGAAGAAGCCCAUGGUGUGUGAGGAAUGUGGACGAGGCUUUAGCCAGAAGUCAAACCUCCUCGCACACCAGAGGACACACUCAGGAGAAAAGCCAUUUGUGUGCCGAGACUGCGGGCGAGGCUUCAGUCACCAGGCCGGGCUCAUCAGACACAAGAGGAAGCAUUCAAGGGAGAAGCCGUACGUGUGCAGGCAGUGUGGACUGGGCUUUGCCAACAAGUCAGCUCUGAUCACACAUAAGCGGGCACACUUUGAAGAGAAGCCCUGUGUGUGGACAGAGUGUGGCAGAGACUUUAUCCAGAAGUCACACCUCACCUUACAUCAGAUGACACAAGGGGAGAAAACUUACACAUCCAAGACCUGUAGACAGGGCUUUAGGCAAAGGUCUCACCUUAUCAGACACAGGAAGAUGAAAGGGCCCACCACAAACGGCUCCUGCAGCCCGACUCGGAAGCCUGUUUGGGGCACUCAUCUGGGCCCUUCUAUUCCCUUUGAAAAUGAGGAUGAUGGAAAGGUUCAUUGUCAGAAUUCUUACACUUUCGUGAAGCAGACCAAUGAACUUCAUAAGGCCUACGGGCAGUAACUCAGCCCACUUCCUUCCAGUCUCACCUUCUGUGGCCUGUUGUCUAGUAAACUUUCAGCCCACUUCCUUCUGAUCUCACGU